AUGUGGGUUGGUGGGUUUGAGGUUCUCUUGCAGCACGGAGCCAUGUGCAGCUGGAUUCGGCUCCAGUCGGGGUUCUCCAGCCGACAGACACGGGAGAUAGUGAGGUCAGAGGUGGAGGGGGACUGUCCUGGGACCUGUCUGAGUGUGUGUGGGGGAGACAGACAGGCUGGCUCUGCUGCUGUGAAGGAGGGGGGAGUCAGAGGCUUCACGGACCCCCCCAGGUCUUGUCUGCCCGCUCCGCCUGCCUCGGGCGAGAGUUUAGAUGGAGCCUUGUGUGUGCCAGACAUCAAACUUCACAGCAACCCCUCUGCAUUCAAUGUCUACUGCAAUGUGCGGCACUGUGUGUUGGACUGGCAGCAGAGAGAGGCCUCUCUGGCAUUGGCUUCCAGAAGCUCAGUGCAAAGUGGUGAUUCUGAUAGUGAAGAGGAGGAAGAGUAUCGUGAGCCCGCAUUCAAGCUCCCAAAGAUUAUUGGUAUUGGUCUUUGUGGUGUAUUCGAACUAAUAAAGGAGACAAGGUUCUCGCACCCUUCGCUGUGUCUGCGUAGCCUACAGGCUUUGUUGGAUAUGCUUCAAGGACAACAGCCAGAGGGCUUUCAAACUGAGCCCCCUGAUGUACUAGAGUCGUUAUUUCAACUGUUGCUGGAGACCACUGUACGGAGCACAGGCCCCAAUGACCCCACCGGCCAAGCAAUCACUGCGCUGUCGUGUGCCUGCCUCUUCAGUCUGGUCGUGUCUUGGGGAAACACUGGAAAAACCCUUCAGGCUGUCUCUGCAAUCCUUACAAACAAUGGGAGCCAUGCUUGUCAGACCAUACAGGUGCCCACUAUUUUGAAUGCAUUGCAGAGAAGUGUGCAAGCUGUGCUGGUGGGGAAGAUUCAGAUCCAGGAUUGGUUCAGUAAUGGUAUCAAACGUGCAGCCUUGAUGAACAAAUGGGUACUAAAAGAGGUCACCAUAGAUGAAGAUGAGCGAUGUCUUCUUCAGACGGAUGGAUCCUUCUUAUAUUUACUCUGCAAAGAUGGCCUCUACAAAGUUGGCUCUGGCUACAGUGGGACUGUUAGGGGUCAUGUGUACAAUUCCACUUCUCGCAUUCGAAAUCGUAAGGAGAAAAGAUCAUGGCUGGGUUUUGCUCAGGGCUUCUUGUUAUACCGUGACACUAGUAAUCACAGUUUAUCAGCUCUUAAGAUCAACCCUGAAACUCUGGAGCAUGAGGGGACUGUCUCUAUGCCAGGACAACAUUCAGAUGGACAGAACAUCAUCUUUACAGAUGGAGAGUAUAUUAACCAAAUUGCUGCCUGCAAAGAUGAUGGUUUUGUAGUACGGAUCUAUACAAUGAGCAUAGACCCGACACUGCAGCAAGAACUACAGCUCAAGCUUGCAAGAAAAUGUCUGCAUGCAUGUGGAAUUUCACUUUUUGACCUAGAAAAGGAUUUGCACAUCAUAAGUACAGGCUUUGAUGAAGAGGCAGCACUUAUUGGAGCUGGCAGGGAGUUUGCUCUCAUGAAAACUGCAUCUGGAAAAAUUUACUAUACAGGAAAAUAUCAAAGCCUCGGUAUCAAGCAAGGUGGACCCUCGGCAGGGAAAUGGGUGGAACUGCCAGUAACAAAAUCUCCCAAAAUUGUUCAAUUUUCUGUUGGACAUGAUGGCUCUCAUGCACUGCUUGUGGCAGAAGACGGAAGUGUAUUUUUUACUGGCUCUGCCAGUAAAGGAGAAGACGGAGAAUCCACAAAAAGUCGCAGACAGCCUAAGCCAUACAAACCUAAAAAGAUGAUCAAAUUAGAAACAAAAACUGCUGUCUACACUGCUUGCAACAAUGGCAGUAGCAGUAUUGUUACAAAGGAUGGAGAACUGUAUAUGUUUGGGAAAGAUGCAAUUUACAGUGACAGCACAUGCCAGGUUACAGACCUGAAGGGACAUUUUGUAACCCAGGUUGCUAUGGGUAAGGCCCACACAUGUGUGUUGACCAAAAGUGGUGAGGUGUGGACUUUUGGUGUCAACAACAAGGGUCAGUGUGGGAGAGACACUGGAGCUAUAAGCCAGGCAGGGAAAGCAUUUGGUGUAGAAAGCAUGGCUACAGCAAUGGAUGAAGACCUGGAGGAUGAACUGGAGGACAAAGAAGAAAAAAGCAUGAUGUGUCAGCCUGGGAUGCAUAAAUGGAAAUUGGAUCAGUGUAUGGUCUGCACAGUGUGUGGUGACUGCACAGGCUACGGAGCGAGCUGUGUCAGUAGUGGGCGUCCUGACAGAGUACCAGGCGGGAUCUGUGGCUGUGGAUCUGGGGAGUCUGGGUGCUCGGUUUGUGGAUGCUGCAAAGCUUGUGCCAGAGAAUUGGACGGUCAGGAGGCAAGACAGAGAGGCAUCUUUGAUGCAGUGAAGGAAAUGAUUCCUCUUGACCUUCUACUAGGAGUUAACAUUGAAGAACACAUCCAAAUCCGACAAGAAGAGAAACGCCAAAGGAUCAACAGACGACACCGACUGGAAGAGGGCCGAGGCCCUCUUGUUUUUCCUGGUCCCAUUUUUAUGAACCAGCGUGAGCAGGCCCUAGCCAGAAUAAGACCCCUUCAGGCACUAAGGCAAAAACGGGACAAGCACAAAGAUGGUAGCAGUGAACGGGGAGAAAAAGAUGCAAGCAAAAUCACUACCUACCCUCCCGGAGCAGUGAGGUUUGACUGUGAGUUGCGAGCAGUUCAGGUUAGCUGCGGUUUCCACCACUCAGUGGUUCUGAUGGCCAACGGGGAUGUGUACACUUUCGGGUAUGGGCAGCAUGGGCAGCUUGGGCAUGGUGAUGUGAAUUCCAGGGGUUCACCAACUUUGGUUCAAGCACUUCCUGGUCCAAGUGUCCAAGUGACAGCUGGUAGUAACCACACUGCUGUUCUUCUAAUGGAUGGACAAGUCUUUACCUUUGGCAGCUUCUCGAAGGGGCAGCUUGGUCGGCCCAUAUUAGACAUGCCCUACUGGAAUGCAAAGCCAUCUCCAAUGCUUAAUAUUGGUGCUAAAUACGGACGAAAAGCUACCUGGAUUGGUGCCAGUGGAGACCAGACGUUUUUGAGGAUUGAUGAGGCCCUUAUUAACUCGCAUGUACUGGCUACUUCAGAAAUCUUUGCAAGCAAACAUAUUAUUGGCCUUGUGCCUUCGUCUGUGUCGGAGCCCCCUCCAUUCAAAUGUUUACUCAUCAACAAAAUGGAUGGAAGCUGUCGUACCUUCAAUGACUCAGAGCAAGAGGAUCUUCAGGGAUUUGGCCUUUGUCUUGAUCCUGUCUAUGAUGUUAUUUGGAGAUUCUUACCUGCCUCCAGAGAAAUGUGGUGUUACAAUGCAGUUAUAGCCGACGCCAGAAUGCCCACGGCCACAGACCUGCAGUCUCGUUGUAGUAUCCUUAGCCCAGAGCUUGCGCUACCUUCAGGGUCGCAAGCUUCAACCACUCGCUCUCAUGCAGCACUUCAUAUUCUUGGCUGCUUGGACACACUUGCUGCAAUGCAGGAGCUAAAGAUGGGUAUCACCAGUGCUGAGGAGGAGACGCAAGCAGUAAUGAAGGUCUACUCCAAAGAGGACUACAGUGUGGUGAACCGCUUUGAAAGUCACGGUGGUGGUUGGGGCUAUUCUGCCCACUCUGUUGAAGCUAUUCGGUUCUGCGCUGAUGCAGACAUUCUGUUGGGUGGUCUGGGAUUGUUUGGUGGCCGAGGAGAAUACACUGCCAAAAUCAAGCUAUUUGAAUUAGGCCCUGAUGGAGGUGAUCAUGAAACGGAUGGUGAUCUACUUGCUGAGACUGAUGUUCUAGCCUAUGAUUGUGCUGCUAGGGAAAAGUAUGCAAUGAUGUUUGAUGAACCAGUACUACUUCAACUGGGUUGGUGGUAUGUUGCAUGGGCUCGAGUGUCUGGCCCCAGCAGUGAUUGUGGUUCCCAUGGUCAAGCUACAAUUACUACUGAUGACGGAGUGGUUUUUCAGUUCAAAAGUUCCAAGAAGUCAAACAAUGGUACAGAUGUAAAUGCUGGGCAAAUACCACAACUACUUUACAGGCUUCCAUCUAAUGAUGGUAAUGCUUCCAAAGGAAAACAACAAACAAGCGAGCCAGUGCAUAUCCUCAAGCGCUCCUUUGCUCGCACAGUCUCUGUGGAAUGUUUUGAAUCCUUGUUGAGUAUUCUUCAUUGGAGCUGGACUACUCUCGUUCUGGGAGUAGAGGAGCUACGUGGGCUGAAGGGCUUUCAGUACACCGCUACCCUGCUGGAUUUGGAGAGACUGCGAUUUGUCGGCACAUGCUGCCUUCGCCUUCUCAGGGUUUACAUAUGUGAGAUCUUUCCUAUUGCAGCCAGCACAAAGGCUGUUGUGGAGGAGUCAAGCAAACUAGCGGAGUGUGUGGGGAAAACACGCAGUCUGUUAAAAAAAAUCCUAUCUGAGGGAAUAGACAACUGCAUAACCAAGCUGGACAAUGACCCUCAGGGGUAUCUGUCCCAGCCACUUACUCUGCUCGAAGCAGUGUUACUGGAGUGCCACAACACAUUCACUGCCUGCUUUCAUUCCUUCUACCCCACACCUGCACUGCAGUGGGCAUGUCUCUGUGACCUGCUCAAUUGUUUAGACCAGGAUAUUGCAGAGGCAAACUUUCGCACUUCUAGUAGUCGUUUGCUUGCUGCCGUUAUGUCAGCUCUUUGUAAUACAUCUGUCAAGCUGACAUCCAUUCUGCCGAUUGCAUACGAUGGUGAAGUGCUUCUCCGCUCACUGGUCAAACAGGUCAGCACAGAGAAUGACUCUGCUUUAGCUCACCGCUUUCCCCUGCUGGUGGCCCACAUGGAAAAACUAAGCCAUACUGAAGAGAAUUUGAUGGGCAUGACAAGUUUCCGGGAGGUGCUUGAGAAGAUGCUGGUGAUUGUUGUGUUGCCAGUAAGAAAGAGCUUGAGAAAAGAGAUCGAGCUUUUCUCCCCACAUUUGGUCUCGAACACCUGUGGCCUACUAGCCUCCAUUGUUUCUGAACUUACUGCCUCAGCUCUUGGCUCUGAGGUUGAUGGGCUGAAUUCGCUUCACUCAGUGAAAGCAUCUCCGAACCGAUUCACCAAGACAAGCCAAGGUCGAAGUUGGAACACAGGAAAUGGCUCUCCAGAUGCAAUCUGUCUGACUGUGGACAAACCUGGGGUUGUUUUAGUUGGAGUCUGUGUCUAUGGAGGAGGAGGCAUUCAUGAAUAUGAGCUGGAAGUGCUGGCCGAUGAUGCUCAGACUGAACAUCCUGGAGAUUCGGCUCAUUCACACCGGUGGACUUCACUCGAAUUGGUUAAAGGAACUUACAGCACAGAUGAUUCUCCCAGUGAUAUUUCUGAAAUACGUUUGGAUAAGGCUGUACCACUGAAAGAAGGGGUGAAAUAUGCAGUUCGAUUGCGAAACUAUGGCAGUCGUACAGCUAAUGGCGAUGGGGGAAUGACCACAGUUCAGUGCUCUGAUGGUGUGUCCUUCACCUUCAGCACAUGCAGUUUGAGCAGCAAUGGGACCAACCAAACCCGAGGACAGAUUCCACAGAUUCUUUACUACAGGAGUGAGUAUGAUGGAGAUCUCCAGUCACAGCUUCUGAGCAAAGCCAACGAGGAAGAUAAAAACUGUGGUCGAGCUCUGUCUGUGGUCAGCGCUGUGGUGAGGGCGGCAAAAGAUCUUCUCCAUAGAGCUUUUGCUGUAGAUGCUGAUGAUAUUCCAGAGCUUUUGAGUUCUUCUAGUUUGUUCUCAAUGCUUCUUCCUCUCAUCUUGGCUCAUAUUGGACCUGUUGCGGCAUCUGUGCCAAAGGCUGCUGUUGAAGUGUUUGGGCUUGUCCAAGAGUUGCUUCCUGCUGUUUCUGCUCUUAACCAAAAAUAUGCUCCACCCACCUUUAAUCCCAAUCAGUCCACCGACAGCACUACUGGCAACCAGCCUGAGCAGGGCCUUUCGGCUUGUACAACCUCAAGUCAUUACGCAGUGUUAGAAAGUGACCAUCCAUACAAGCAAGCUGGUGUCACGCAGUAUAAGGUGUCAUUCCCAGAGUGUGUACGAUGGACUACUGUGGAAUUUGAUUCCCAGUGUGGCACAGCACAGCCAGAAGAUGUUCUCAGACUUCUUAUUCCUAGCCGUGUCCUCCACCUGGCCAGCCUUGGGGGAAAACCACUCAUUCAUGACACAAUCAACACAUGGACUGAACUCAAAAAGUUUUCGGGUUCCACAGGUUGGCCAACAACUGUGCUAGUUUUACCUGGAAAUGAAGUUCUAUUUUCACUUGAAACGGCAUCUGAUUAUGUAAAAGAUGAAAAGGCUUGUUUCUUUGGAUUCAAAUGUAUUGCUGUGGGUUACGAAUUCAACCCUGGGACUGACGAGGGCAUUAUUCAACUAGAGAAAGAGUUGGCUUACUUGGGUAGUGUGUGUGCUGCAGCUCUGAUGAAGAAAGACCUUGCCCUUCCCAUUGGGAAUGAACUUGAGGAAGAUCUUGAGAUUCUCGAGGAAGCAUCUCUUCAGGUGUGUAAGACUCACUCUGGGAUCUUGGGGAAAGGUUUGGCUUUGUCACACUCUCCAACGAUUCUGGAAGCCCUGGAGGGAAAUCUUCCGUUGCAUCUCCAAACCAACGAGCACUCUUUCCUAGAAGAUUUCAUUACCUGUGUACCAAAUUCAAGUGGUGGACGCUUAGCCAGAUGGUUGCAGCCAGACUCGUAUGCAGACCCCCAGAAGACCUCAUUGAUACUAAAUAAAGAUGACAUCCGCUGUGGCUGGCCUACCACUGUUGUUGUACAGACUAAAGACCAGUAUGGGGAUGUGGUUCAUGUACCCAACAUGAAGGUCGAGGUGAAAGCAGUACCAAUGUCACAAAAGAAGUCUGUGCACUCUGAAAAUAUGAAGAAGUUACAAAAACUUCCUGGAGGAUCCUCUCCAUCUUCUGGGCCUGAUCUGACAUUUGGAGGGCUACCCACACCAAAAUUAGAGGCCACAUAUGAACCAAUGAUCGUAAAGGAGGCUCGAUACAUUGCUAUAACCAUGAUGAAGGCUUAUGAAAACUAUUCUUUUGAAGAGCUGCGCUUUGCUUCUCCUACUCCAAAGAGACCUAGUGAAAACAUGCUGAUUCGUGCCAACACUGAUGGGACCUAUAGUGCCAACUGGACCCCUGGAGCUGUGGGCCUCUAUACAAUCCAUGUUACCAUUGAUGGGAUUGAAAUUGAUGCCGGUUUGGAAGUGGAGGUCAAAGAUCCCCCAAAAGGCAUGAUUCCUCCUGGAACUCAGAUGGUAAAACCAAAAUCUGAGCCUCAGCCCAAUAAAGUCCGCAAAUUUGUUUCUAAGGACAGUGCAGGUCUGCGUGUGCGUAGUCAUCCCUCUCUGCAGAGUGAACAGAUCGGCACUGUGCAUGUCAAUGACACUAUCACUUUCAUUGACGAGAUUCACAAUGAUGAUGGUGUAUGGCUCAGACUGAAUGAUGAAACUGUAAAGAAGUACGUCCCGAGCAUGAAUGGCUACACUGAAGCCUGGUGCCUCUCUUUUAACCAGCAUUUGGGAAGAAACCUUCUGGUCCCGACUGACGAGGUCAGGGGCCAGUCUGAGGAGAACAUAAAGGAGGUGAGCCCUUCCCAUGAAGCCCCCAUUCAGGUGGAGGGCAGGGCAGGGCAGAGCGGCGGCCCAGGCCUUUAUAAGGUAGUGAAGACCGGCCCCUCUGGUCACAACAUCAGAAGCUGCCCAAACCUUAGGGGUAUCCCCAUUGGAAUGUUAGUACUUGGCAACAAAGUCAAGGCCGUAGGCGAGGCGGUCAACUCAGAGGGAGCGUGGAUACAGCUGGAUAAGAAUAGCAUUGUGGAGUUUUGUGAAAGUGAUGAAGGAGAGGCCUGGUCUUUGUCAAGGGACCGUGGAGGGAGUCAGUAUCUCAGACAUGAUGAGGAACAAGUUCUGCUUGAGUCACAGACACCACCUCCUAGCCCUUUCUCUGUGCAAGCGUUCAACAGAGCCACAGCCUCAAACGGAGCCCAGGGCUUUGACUAUGGGAUCACCAACAACAAAGGUGACCGGUUGAGUUCCACACUGAAUUCCGUUCAGUCUGGGCCAUUCCUCUCAACAGCUCCCACUUCCUCCAUUUUUGAACAAGCUGCCCAAACUCCCUCUUCCUCUUCCUCCCUUGUCCACAGUCCAUUUGUGUUUGGACAGUCCCCUUCCCAACUGUCUCAGCCACAACCACAGCUUCUCAAUGGUUCAUCUCGCAGCCUUGCUUCUCGUGAGCGUGUGCACAAAAACUCUGUGUCUGUGGCUGGGCAUGGUACUGCUCUCUCAUCUCUUGCUUUAAAACAAAAGGGUGAGCGUGGAAAUCUUAUGUCUGGAGUUAAGCCAAUGUCUCAAUCAUCCAAACACCGACUGGAAAAUCGCUCACCAAAACAGGAGAGCCACGGAAAUCGUGUUUCUGAACAGAACAGAAUGAAGACUGGGGAAGGUUGGCCCUUCUUCCAAAUCUCGUCUAGAUCCUCCCAGAGAAAGAUCCAAGUCAGACUCUUACACUCUGGACCCUGA
Messenger RNA from Knipowitschia caucasica, 8475 nucleotides. The record is from the annotation of a GenBank genome assembly. NCBI's taxonomy places the organism in Eukaryota, Metazoa, Chordata, Actinopteri, Gobiiformes, Gobiidae.